CGGAGCCCGGACUGAGGUUGGAGUGGCUCAGAAGAAUCAGAGAAGGACCGAAGCGCAGCGAACCUGGACGGUCUAUCGCUCUUUUAAAAUACAUUUCCCCUCUUUGUCAACAAGUUGUGAAAGUAUCCACCCCAUGAGUGGUAGAUGAAAGUCAGGCUGCGGGUUUAAUAUCAUCGGCAGUUUCGGAUAAAUUUGUUUUUUUGAGUUUUGACAGAGGUCGUUCACUGCGCGCUACAGCAGCUCCACAGCACCGUUUGGAUUACUCAGUGGACGUGUUGUUGUUCAGGGUAAAACACAGCUUUAUUCGUCUAAUACAGACUUCACCGAAAAGUUUGGACCGCUGUCAAAGCGCACUUCUACGUGUCUUUUAGGUAUGCCUGUGGUCAUCAGUGUGUCUCCGGACAGGUAACCAGGUGUGUUGCUGCUGUCAUGGCCUCGCCAACCCUGCGGCUGUUUCCUGUCACUGUGCUCACAGUCCUUGUGGCGCUGGUGUCGUCUUCAGUGGACCAUGAGUGGCACUUUAACCCAGCUCAGUGUCGUUACGCCCUGGGGAUGGAGGAUGGCACCAUCCCAGACUCUGACAUCACUGCCUCCAGCGCCUGGUCAGACUCCACUGAAGCCAAACAUGGAAGGUUGAGUACUGGAGAGGGGGAUGGAGCGUGGUGUCCUGCUGGAGCCGUUUACCCCAGUGGAUCAGAAUACCUACAGGUAGACCUGCACAAACUCCACUUCCUGGCUCUGGUUGGUACCCAGGGUCGUCAUGCCGACGGGCACGGCCAGGAGUUUGCCCGCAGUUAUCGACUGCGCUAUUCCCGCGACGGACAGAAAUGGAUCACCUGGAAGGACCGCUGGAGCCAGGAAGUGGUGUCAGGGAAUGAGAACACCUAUGAUGUUGUGCUGAAAGACCUGGGCCCUCCCAUUGUGGCCCGCAUGGUGCGCUUCUACCCUCUGGCUGACCGGGUUAUGAGUGUGUGCCUUCGGGUGGAGCUCUAUGGUUGCGUUUGGAACGAUGGGUUGAAGGCUUACACAGCUCCAGUGGGUCAUGUCAUGCACCUGUCUGGCAUGCCUGUCUAUCUAAAUGACUCCACCUAUGAUGGGAGCACCGAGCAAGGGAUGCAGUUUGGGGGCCUGGGUCAGCUAUGUGACGGUGUCCUGGGAGGAGACGACUUCAUACAAACUAAGGAGCUGAGGGUGUGGCCUGGGUAUGACUACCUGGGCUGGAGCCGGGAGGCCCUUGGUCAUGGCAGCGUGGAUAUUGAGUUCCACUUUGAGAAACCACGUGUUUUCCACAACAUGCAGGUGCACAGUAACAACCGCCACACCCAGGGCGUGCGAGUCUUCAGCAAGGUAGAGUGUCUUUUCAAGCCUGGCAUUCUUCAGCCCUGGUCCUCUCCUCUCACUCUGCCCGUGCCCCUUGAGGAUCUGAAGGACCCCUCCUCACGACCCAUCUCCCUCCCACUGGGUGCCCGGCCGGCUCAGAUCCUCUGCUGCAAAUUCUACUUCGCUGACCGCUGGCUGCUCAUCAGCGAGAUAUCCUUCCUCUCUGAACCAUUUGAGGAGGAUGUCACGGAGACUGAUUCAUUUCCUCCUAAUCUUCCCAAGAAUCCUACCAACAGUUCUUCUCCUCCCUCUGUUAACCACACCUCCUCAUCUCCCACAUCAAGCCACAGCACCUCCAACACCACCGCUGACCCUUCUGAACCCCCCACCUCCACCACCUCCUUCAUGAUGGACACCACUGGUAACUGGACGCUGUCAGAUCCAGAUUUUGCUGCUAACACUCCAAGGGCGGGGCUUCCUGUAGCGAAGGACGACAGCAGUAAUACUGCUAUUCUGAUUGGCUGCCUGGUGGGCAUCAUCCUUCUCCUGCUGGCGGUGAUAGCUGUCAUUCUGUGGAGGCAGUACUGGAAAAAGAUACUUGGCAAGGGCCAGGGCAGUCUGUCCAGUGAUGAGCUGCGGGUCCACCUGUCAGUCCCCUCGGACAACGUGGUCAUCAACAACACACACAGCUACUCAAGCCGCUAUCAGCGCAUCCACACCUUCCCCGACGACCGCGACCAUGACAGAGAGGGAGAAGGGGAGUACCAAGAGCCCAGUGCCCUGCUGCGGCCACGGGAUCAAAGAGACAGCACAGCCUUGCUGUUAAACAACCCAGCCUAUCACCUGCUCCUGUCAGAUCACAGAAAAGGCUCGAGACCCCUAGUCGUCCCCGGCACCACUCUGGCUCAGGAAAAGAGCCUCAAUGUGCCCCAGGCCUGUGGUUUGGACAUGGACAUGGAGAAGGGUUUCCCCCCAACUCAGGAGGAGCCUCCUCCCUACCCUGGCUCCCCUCCUUACCCCUCCCUGUCUCCCCCUGUGUCUCCCCCGCUGCCUCCCAGCGUUCCUCAUUACGCUGAGGCCGACAUUGUGAGCCUGCAGGGUGUCAGCGGUAACAACACCUACGCCGUGCCCGCCUUGGCCUCCUCGAGCCCUGGGGCCGACGCCGCCCCGCUGCCGGAGCUGCCACGCCAGUGUCUCAUCUUCAAGGAGAAACUGGGAGAGGGACAGUUUGGAGAGGUGCACCUGUGUGAAAUUGAGAGCCCUCAGGACCUUCCCAACUUGGAGUUCCCCUUCAACGUGAGAAAAGGUCGCCCUCUUCUGGUAGCAGUGAAGAUACUGCGCCCGGAUGCCUCCAAGAAUGCCAGGAACGACUUCCUGAAAGAGGUGAAGAUCCUGUCUCGCCUGAAGGACCCCAAUAUCAUCCGUCUGCUGGGAGUGUGUGUGAGCAGUGAUCCCCUCUGUAUGGUCACUGAGUACAUGGAAUGUGGAGACUUGAACCAGUACCUGUCCCACCGAGUGCUUUUGGACAAGACAGGGCCUUCGCACAAUACCCCGACCAUCAGUUACCCGGCCCUCAUCUCCAUGGCCAGCCAGAUCGCGUCAGGAAUGAAGUUCCUUUCCUCCCUCAACUUCGUGCACCGGGAUCUAGCCACGCGCAACUGUCUGGUCGGGGGUGAGAAGGGUGAGAGCGGAGAGGAUCAGGGUGGUGAGCGUCACAUCAAGAUAGCGGACUUUGGCAUGAGUAGGAACCUGUAUGCUGGAGACUACUAUAGGAUCCAGGGCAGAGCUGUGCUGCCAAUACGCUGGAUGGCCUGGGAGUGUAUCCUCAUGGGCAAAUUCACCACGGCCAGCGAUGUGUGGGCGUUCGGGGUCACUCUGUGGGAGAUGUUGAGCGUUUGUCAGGAGCAGCCUUACUCCAACCUCACAGAUGAACAAGUCAUCGACAACGCUGGGGAAUUCUUCAGAGACCAGGGCAGACAGGUGUACCUGAGUAAGCCGGCUGUGUGUCCUCAGGGUCUCUACGAGCUCAUGUUGAGUUGCUGGAACAGAGACUGCAAGCUCCGCCCAUCCUUCGCCUACAUCCACUCCUUUCUUACCGAGGACGCCAUGAACAUGGUGUAGAGAGAGAAUCCAAGAAACACACGAAUGAGAAAGGCAACAACGCUAAAGGGGGGGUGGGGGGACAUCUUGUACGUUUAUGCAUCCUUGCUACAGCGGGAAGGUGUGGUGGAGGUGCUGCACAGUGGAGGCGGAUGAGAAGGAAGAGUGGGUUGCUCGCUUUUUAUAUUUGUACUCUUUUGGGUGGAUGGGGCUGAGACACCGCUGGUUCGGUUUAUUUCCACGUCAGACCCCAACCCCAAAGGCAAAACUAACCCCAGCUUUAGAUAAGGUAACAGUCCGAGCUACAUUUCACAGUGGUUGGUGGUGGGUGCGGUCGGCAUAGGAACUUUCUCUCUUCUCAGAUACUUAACGUACGAGGAGGGUUUGUGUGACUGGUGAUUAAGUGCUGUAGAGUUAAUGACACGGGAAGCUGCAGGGGCUAAAUUACAGAAAAUACACCAAACUAUGAUCAUAGCACGCUAGGAAAUGAAAAAAAAAAAGUUUCCUGACUUUUGUUUCUUCAACAUCUCAUAUACUACAUGCAGGGUAAUAGGUGAAGGUGCACAAACUUUUCUCAACCGAUCAUUCAUAUAAAAGUGCACACACAGGGAUUGUCUUAGUAUUUAUAGUAUGUAUAGCCUAUUGUACACAUUUUAAUCUAAUUUAGUAGGAUUACUCCAAGCUUCAGUCCAUUUUGCCCAUCUGAGACACAAAAAAUUAUAAUCUACUAAAAGUCCAUGAGAAGACUUUACCUUUCUGACAUUGCUGAAACGUGAGUGAUGAGGAGAUUUUUAUCAUGUUUGCUGACCCUUCAUCAGUCCGUCUGUCUCAACCCCAAAACCCUCUUACAUAGUCCCCUACAUCCACAGCUGUACCUCAAAGUUAUUGUGGACUAAUGUGAAAUGAUGUGGACCAGAGAACAGCAGCCCCCUUUCUGCAAUCUGACUAUAUAAGUUUGCCCUCAACCACAGACAUUGUAGUCAAGAAGCCCAAGCAGUUUUUGAACCCCAUCUUUGAGCCACAGAGAGAAGAACUGUAUCCCUGGUGCCAAAUGGACUUCUCAAACCUGAGGAGACAGGCACAGAAGAGGAGGGGAGAGUCUGUUGCUGCCGAUUGGAGCAGCUUUUCCAAGCAGAGAGACAAUGCUGCCAGCCGGGGCGGCGGACGGGACAUCUUCAGAUGCGCCUGCUCAGGUGUUUUUGGCCAUUUUUUUUGUAUCUGGCUGUGAUCCAGACACAAAAGGAUAGAUGUAAAAUUCCACGACCAGCUGCACUUUAAAUCCUAUAUGCGUAUCCCUGGCCACGAUGAAACUCUUCACUGUGAGGGCCCUGAUAUGAUUCCUGUCGAUGUGGAUUCGAAUGCAUUUCACUUGCAAUGCUUUCAGAUAUUUGCCAAGGGAGAUCAAAAUUUGGGACAGCCUGUCUGCCUUUUUAAACCCUCUCCCACAAGGCAUUGCCAAACCAUUAGAUGUAAAAUAUUAUUUAAAAAAUGGAAUGGCACCUUCAGUUCAUCUCAUUUUAAAUGUAUGACAACCAUUUGUUAUGAAACUAUCAGUGCAUUGAGAUGUCUUCACUCAUCCAAACGCAUGACUGUCUUUUAAAAACACAGUUAUGAUACGUUAAGUGGGAAUGCUGAGUUAUGAUUUUAGUGUGAAUGUCAACAUCAACCUCUGCAUUCUCCCAUGUUAGUACAUUAAGCUGACUGGUAGAAUUAAUGCAUCUACCGCACUACAACGGUACGGUAUAGCACUGUAAAUCAGUCCUGGGAUGGUCAAGAUUAUCAACUAAUACAUGUUUACUGUGCCAUUUGAAUCAUUUUUGAUACACUGUAGUUCAGCUAAACCCAUAUUUUUAUAUAUACUGUAUGUACUUAGACACUCCUUGGUGUCUGAUUUCGUCCUUUUGUGUCUUUGAAGUUGAGCAUAAUAGUAUGUACAUAUUUUAAGGACAGAAUUGUAAUUUCCUUUACUAAUAUAUGGAAAACUCUUUGUUACAUUUGGGGUCUUCUGUAUCUCUGUAGAACGCUUGCUACCUUGAUGCCAUUGUAAUUCAUUGUUGUCUAUUUUUGUAGAUGUUUUAAUAAAGUUAAUCUUUUCAAAUAAA
Messenger RNA from Dicentrarchus labrax (European seabass), 5522 nucleotides. RefSeq names its product discoidin domain receptor tyrosine kinase 1 (gene ddr1). The record is from RefSeq and is a predicted model, not a curated record. The transcript has 20 exons. Gene Ontology annotation, biological process: cell surface receptor protein tyrosine kinase signaling pathway; protein phosphorylation; multicellular organism development. NCBI's taxonomy places the organism in Eukaryota, Metazoa, Chordata, Actinopteri, Moronidae. Gene Ontology annotation, molecular function: protein tyrosine kinase collagen receptor activity; collagen binding; ATP binding. Gene Ontology annotation, cellular component: signaling receptor complex; membrane. The coding region runs from base 430 to 3441 and encodes 1003 amino acids.